CCCCUCUGUAGGGACGUUAGCUUUCUGAACUGGAAGUAACGUUCCCUCCGGAGAUUAGAGCAGCAGCAACAGUGUUAGUCACUGGAGCCUCAAAAUACACCUGCAGUCUCCACAGAGCUGCAUCAGAUAAGCCAUGACAGAGGAGCCGGGAAAUAAGAAAGAUGCCAAGAACACAGCUCCAGAGACAGAGGGGGACGGCAUGGAUCAAGUGGACCUUGGGCCAUUAAUUAAAAUAACCCCUUAUCUGAAAACACUUCCAACUGCCGUGGGGAAGUUUAGACGUCUACACUUAGAAAAAUCGCCUGAUUCUUCAAGUCCCCCAAAGUUACCAGACCCACAACUGAGUACUUCCCUGGAGGGGCCAUUUGGCUUGGGCCCUCUAGUUUUCCCUGCUUUUCAACGUUUCAACAACAUUGACUUCUUCACGUUUUGGUACUUUCUGUUGGUCACAGCUCAUGGUGCUGUAUUUGCUCUUGUUGAUUAUUGUUUAAAAAAAAUAGACAAGGAAUUUUCUCUGUCAGAGAAAGAGAGACUCAUAAUGGAUUACAGCGAUUAUCAUGCAUCUUUUCUGGUAGCAGUACUCAUAGCACACUAUGGAGGCAGAGGAAACAGGUCAAAAUGGAUGGCAGCUUCUGCCUUUAUAUUAGGAAUUGCAUCAAUUAUAUUUGCUCUUAUUUUCUACAAGUAUGAAAUUAUAAAACCAGUGGAAAAAAGUGAAGAAUUGUGCAUAGAAGAACAACACAGGACAAUGUCAGGUUGUCGGGCACUAAUGUUACCACACAGAACAGAAUGUAUCCACCUCUUCAUCCUUGGGCAAUACCUCCAUGGAAUAACAGGAAUGCCUCUUUAUAUCCUUGGCGUGACCUUCAUUUUCGACCAUGUUCCCACAUUCUCAGCUGGCCUCUAUCUAGCUAUCUGUGAUGCUGCACAAUUGUUAGGAUAUCUUCUGGGUUUUGUAAUAUCAUCAUGGCCUCCUCCUCAGCAUGGAAAUCCGAAUGAAGAUGAAAAUGAGAUUCAGUUUCGAAAGUUUCAGCAAAAUUGGUGGAGCGGUUUUUUUUCGGUUGCUGUACUUUCGUGGUGUACAUUUUUACCAUUGUUAUGUUUUCCGUGUAGGUUACCAGGUGCACACAAGCUAAGAUUUGAGAAAGAAAAGGAACCUCCCUCCUUCGACAAGAGACUUAAAAAUAAGGAAUAUGGACCUAGUUUGAAGGAUAUGGUUCAGACUACUAAGUGUCUGUUGAAGAACCCACUGCUGAUAUGCUACUCACUGUGCAAAACCACUGAGUCCCUUACUUUUAAAGGAUCUAUGUCAUUUGUGCCCAUUUAUUUACAAAAUCAGUUUUUGAUAACACCCUCAGUUGCCUCUAUGCUCACAGGCUUGAUAUUAAUUCCAGGAUUGGCAAUUGGCCAUUUUGUGGGAGGUUUAAUUGUUGACAGAUUGGAAAUGAGUUGUAAAAACAAAAUAAGAUUUACAGUGGUGACAUCUACUAUAGCACUUGUGCUUUUUAUAUUAAUCCUUUUUGUAGAGUGUGAAACAGUGAAAUUUGCUGGAAUCAAUGAAGAUUAUGAUGGGUCAGGUAACUUGGGAAACCUCACAGCUCCAUGCAAUGAGAAAUGUGCUUGCCCAAGUUCAAUCUAUGCUUCUGUAUGUGGAAGAGAUGAUACUGAGUAUUUUUCUCCCUGCUUCGCAGGCUGCAGGGCUUCUAAAUUUUUGCACAAUGAAAAGGCAUAUUACAAUUGUUCUUGCAUUAAACAAGGACUGACAAAUGCAGAUACUGAAGGUGACUUUGUUGAUGCGGUUUCUGGAAAAUGUAGUAACAAGUGUCACACAUUACCUUUGUUUUUUGCCUUUUUCUUUUCUUCAAUACUUUUUUCCAAUUUGUCUAGUAUACCUGUCACCAUUACUAUCCUCCAAAGUGCACCUGCCAAUUUAAAUUCACUGAGCCUGGGUAUAACCUACACAAUUUGGAGAAUAGGUGGAUCCAUCUUUGCACCAUUGGCUUUUGAUGUAUCAAUAGCUCGAGCUUGCAUUUACUGGAACAUUAAUGAAUGUGGAAUCAAAGAACGUUGUUGGAUCCACAAUAAGUCAAAAAUGGUCUACAUAGUGAUGGGACUAUGUGUUUUUUUCCAAUCAUCCACUGCCUUGCUUGGUCUUUUUGCCCUUUCCAAAUAUGAUUCUGUGGUAAAUGCAAGUAGGGACUGUCUGGUCCAUCCUGUAAUGGAAGGAAAAGAGGGUAAAGAAGAAAAAACAUAAUUUCUGACUGAUUUCUUCAUUGGGACUGGAGAACAUGUGAGGGUCCAAGUUCUAAGAACAGCAGUCUAUCAUUUGAAAAUUUCUCAAGAUUUCUGGCCAGGCUGUCAUUCAGAAGUGAAAAUAUAGCAGAAAAGUAUCUAUUUAGAUCUUCAUUUUCACAAUAAAGAAUACUAUUAUGAAACA
Molecule: messenger RNA, 2437 nt
Organism: Mesocricetus auratus (golden hamster)
Lineage: Eukaryota; Metazoa; Chordata; Mammalia; Rodentia; Cricetidae
Product: solute carrier organic anion transporter family member 6A1-like
Exons: 14
Coding region: 134-2254 (706 amino acids)
Biological process (GO): transmembrane transport; sodium-independent organic anion transport
Cellular component (GO): membrane
Molecular function (GO): protein binding
Source: RefSeq, a predicted model, not a curated record